Racocetra persica is the source of this 845-nucleotide messenger RNA. NCBI's taxonomy places the organism in Eukaryota, Fungi, Glomeromycota, Glomeromycetes, Diversisporales, Gigasporaceae. The record is from the annotation of a GenBank genome assembly.
GUCGUGCAGUUUACAAGGCAUUUCGUGAGGCUGGUCACGAAGUAACUGGCCUUGCUAAGAGCCGUGCGAAAAAUGGGUUGAGACAGUUUGAUCUAACCAACAAAGAUAAAUUGGACGCAUUGAUUCAAGAGUUAGAGCCCGAUGUAAUCAUUCAUACUGCAGCCGAGCGAAGACCCGAUGUAGCAGAAAAAAAUCGUGAAGCAACCUUCGAACUUAAUGUCAACGUUCCAGCUCACAUUGCGUCAUUGUCCAAGGCCUACAAUGUUUUAUUCAUUCAAAUUUCCACGGAUUAUGUAUUUGAUGGAAAAAACCCACCUUAUGACGUGAACGAUAAGCCAAAUCCAUUGAAUUUUUAUGGAGAAACAAAAUAUAAAGGUGAACUUGCCGUACAAAAUGCAAACCGACAGGCUGUGAUUUUACGUGUUCCAGUCUUAUAUGGCGAGGUAGAAUUUCCCGGGGAGUCUGCAGUUAAUAUCUUGGUGGAUUCUGUUAAGAAUUCAUCAAAGGAAGUCGAGAUGGAUCACUACGCAAUUAGAUAUCCUACUAAUGGUAAAGAAACAAUAAUUCAGGAUGUAGCAAGAGUUAUUAAGGAUAUCUCUGAAAAACAUAUUGAACAACAUGUUCCAAUUUCUGGAGUUUUACAUUUUAGUGAAGUUUUUUCAAAAAUUUUGCAAGUUCCGAUAAACCAUAUUAAACCAAUUGAACAUGUGCCUGUUGCUUUAGCUGUAAAUCGCCCAUAUGAUUGUCAUUUGUUAAACGAUCAACUUAUUAAUCUAAAGAUUAAUGUAGAUUGUAUUGAGUUUGAAGAUUGGUGGAAAAAAUAUUUAAGCAAUGAUUUUAUUUAA